AUGUUACGAUGUAUGAUCCAAAAAAGUUUUAGUAUCAUUUGUAAUUCGCCAAGUAUUGUAAGUUUAUCAACUGGAGAAUGGAAUCAAGUGACAUUAUCCACAGCCUUAGACGGGAAACAGUCCGUCUAUCAUCAGCAAGACAUCCUGGAUGACAAUGGAAGUGUUGCUCAUAUUACACAAUCAAAAGACAUUGAAGAAAUAAGCGAUCUUCAUCAGACAGUUAGCAGCACAAACACAAAUGUGACGAAGCUAAGAAACAUAACACAAUCAAGUGAUGGUCGUGUUAAAGAUGGAAACCGGAACAUCCUUGAUGGUGCUACCAAACCCCCUCAAAGAAAGUCAAGCAACGAUGCCCCCCUGGCUACCUCACAAAGUACCUCUCACAAAGUUCAGAUAAAACAGUUUAGCAAUCGUUAUCAUGGUAAUAGAGGCAAAUAUGCCCUAAACACUAAACAACCUGUAAGUCCUAUAUUCACAGGUUAUUAUAAGCCCAACACCUACUAUAAUUCUUCUGUACAAAACUCAUCGAAAUCAACCUCAACCUAUCCGAGUUUUAUAGCAACCCAAAACUUGUCUUUGAAGACUGGACUGUGUUAUAAACAAGUUCAUAUAUGGACUAACAAUGGAAAUAUCAGCUAUUCAAACCGCGUUGGAGAUUUCCCAUGUCAUGGUCAACCGUGUGGACUCCGUCUCGUGUUUAAUACUGAAUAUGAUACCCUUAACAACAGCGAUGCACUGAUUCUUUACCAUACGACUACAUUGGACUGGGAAAAAUUGCAUCGUUAUAAACCAAAAGGACAGAAGUGGGUUUUCUACUCUCACGAGAGUCCAAUUCACACGAAUAAAGGCAUUGUUCCACCACAUAAAUUCUAUAACAAUAGUUAUGAUCUCAUCAUGUCAUAUAGGGUAAGGGAAUCCCAUAUCUAUGGUGGAUUCGGUCGUUACUAUACAGAUUACCCGGAGAUAAAGGAAAGAAGAAACUGGGCUGAAAAUAAAACCGAACUGGUUGCUUGGAUGGCAUCAAACUGUGACUGUCUAUCAUGGGAUCGCAAUGGUUUUGUCAAAGCACUGUCUAGUUUCAUUCCAGUUAGCACAUAUGGUAUUUGUGGAUCAGAACCUUGCCCGAAAGAUGAAAGAUGCAUGCAAACCAUUGGAAAACACAAGUUUUACCUGGCCUUAGAGAACACAGCAUGUCGAGACUACAUCACAGAAAAGGUAUGGAGGAACGCCCUUCUCAAUCACGUCGUACCCGUCGUUUUUGGGGCUCCAAGAGAGGACUAUGAACGCAUUCUCCCGCCAAAUUCCUUCAUUCAUGUCGAAGACUUUAAAUCUGUCAAAGAAUUGGCAGCAUACCUGCUUAAUGUGAGUAAAAACGAUACACUUUAUAACAUGUAUUUUGAGUGGAAGAAAUUUGGUUGGGUGAAAUUGUCUACAGAGAUGUAUCUUUGGGAACCAGAGCAGAUAUGUCACCAUAUCGUAUCAAGACUACUUAAUGAUGAGAUGGACAUGAUGGAAGGAAAAUAUCAUCAACCAAUGUUUCCUGAUUGGACAGAUUGGUGGACUAAUUCAUGCAAAACAGAUUUCACGUGGCCAAUCAAAUUUCAUUGA
Lytechinus pictus (painted urchin) is the source of this 1608-nucleotide messenger RNA. Its product is annotated as 4-galactosyl-N-acetylglucosaminide 3-alpha-L-fucosyltransferase 9-like. The coding region runs from base 1 to 1608 and encodes 535 amino acids. The record is from RefSeq and is a predicted model, not a curated record. NCBI's taxonomy places the organism in Eukaryota, Metazoa, Echinodermata, Echinoidea, Temnopleuroida, Toxopneustidae. Gene Ontology annotation, molecular function: alpha-(1->3)-fucosyltransferase activity. Gene Ontology annotation, cellular component: membrane. The transcript has a single exon.